UGAUCAAUUGAAUCCUCAAGGGAAGAGCAAGCUUGCCAGUUUCAGUUUCCAGUUUCACUUUCCAUUCCACUCUCAGUCAACAACUCAUCCAGCCCCCAGAUUUUAAAAGCUUCCAGAAAUGUUGAACAGUCACAUCGCUUUUCCAGUCCUCUGAAGUACAGCCGGAAUCCCAAACAGCACCAUGAGCGACACUCUGAAGGAAUCCCUGUUUGAGAAACUCUGUCAGCUUCAGUGUCACUUCACGUGGAUUCCACAGAAGGACAACACUGACUUCAGUGAUAUGAAGCUUAGAUUACAAGAUUCUAUAAAACUUGGUGUCAAAUAUCAAGCCACAUCCUACAACCAACUUGCUUUUGUAAACUGUCAGCAAGGCGACUAUGAAGAAGCAAUUCAAAAUUUAAAGGAAGCUGAAAAGAUUUGGAGAGAGAACCACAAGGAAGAAUUAGAAAGAAGAAGCAUCAUCACCUAUGGAAACUUUGCCUGGGUCCAUUACCACAUGGGGCAGCUGACCGAGGCCCAGUCCUACCUGGACAUGCUGGAGGUGAUCUGUAAACGGCUCAGUGACAGCCCUCGCUAUACAGCAAUGAUCCCUGAGGUGUACGGGGAGAAGGGAUGGUCACUGUUAACUUUUGGUAGAAGAGUUUACUUUGAGGAGGCAAAGAAAUGUUUUGAGAAGGCUUUGGAGGAAGAUUCCCAUAAUGGGGAAUGGACGAUGGGCUAUGCAACUGCUCUUUAUCGUCUAGAAGCGCUUUCUGGUGUUUCAGAGAAUCAGGAGCAGAAUCUAUGUCUAAUGUAUCUGCGACGAGUGCUGGAGCUUGAUCCAGAUGACACAGUGGCCAUGGUUAUGUUGGCCCUAAAGCUGCAAGAGUUCAAUGAAGCAGAGGAAGCAAAUGAAUUAGUUGAAGAAGCAUUGAGGAAGACCCCAGAUCUGCCAUAUGUGCUUCGCUAUGCAGCAAAGUUUUACAGAAUAGGAGGAGAUGUCGAUAUUGCAAUAGGCCUGUUGAAGAAAGCUUUAGAAUUUACUCCAAGCUCGUCCUUCUUACACCACCAAAUCGGUAUCUGUUACAGGGGAAAACUGUUCACUCUGGAAAAGAAAGCAGGCAGCAACUAUCCUGACAGAGCUACAUUUCAACUGAAAGCUGAGUUGAUCAGUAAGAGCAAAUAUCACUUUGAAAAGGCAUUUGAACUCAAACCAGUGUUUAUUUUUGCAAAACUGGAUUUUGCAGGAAUCUGCUUAGAAAAUGGAGAAGUAACCCGAGCAGAGGAGAUCUACAACAGUCUGCUGAGCUUGGAAGAUCUUGCUCUGGAUCAUAAGCAGGCACUCGCUUUACAAGUUGGAUUAUUUGAAUUGCACCACAAAAGAUCUGAAUCAAAUGCCAUCAUCUAUUUUCUGGACGGACUUAAGUUCCAUCAUGGAAGUAAACAAUGGAAGCUCUGUGACAGUAACUUGAGAAAGAUCUUAGGAAAACAAAUUCAGAGGAAUCCAAGAAACAGCAAAGCCUUUGGAAUUCUUGGGAUGGUGCACCAGCUGGCUGGGGAGAAGGAUGAGGCUGUUAAAUGCUUUGAAAAGGCCUUGGAAUUUGAUCCUGGCAAUGAAGAAUAUCUCAAUGCUCUUUCUGAAUUACGCCCUUCGACUUAGGCUCUAGAUACCCAGAGAGAUGCGGGUGUACUGUGACUGUGGAAAGUCUUUCCUCAUCCAGUUCUCACUAUUAAAGUUGUCUGAUAUUAUGUGCAAUACAUCUAUAGAAACACAUUUAAUGCAUGUUUCAUUCAUGAUUUUCUGAAGCCUUUGUGCUUAAGUUUGUGUCUAUAACAUUUUCAAUAUUUGCUUCUCCCAUCAAUUCUGCAAUUUCCACCUGAGUUUCAGAGACAUUAUUUCAGAUACAUCUGAAGCUAUGGCUGCAUCAGAAACAGUAGCAUAUGAACACAACUGUAAGUUCCCAGUCCUAUUACUCCAUGAGUCCAAUUUCAGCUGGAGUUGAUUGCUAGUACACCAAGUUCUAGGUAAAGCUAAUUUUUAUGUGACAGCACCAAACAAGAAGUGCCAUCUAAUCCAGCUUCCAUGUUAAUAAAGCUUUCUCUGAAAGAAAAUGAAAUGAUUUAUAAAAUACUCAAAUAAGAAAGAGGAGUACUCAACUCCAUUUUUUUUUCUCAAAGGAGCCAUAACCAAUUAUGACCCAAUUACCUGGAACGUUCUAUUCUUAGCAGUUUUAGUUUGUAUGCAAAAAUAUUCUAGAUGAAAUCUUUGCAACUUGUAGUAGAGUCUAUGUACAGUGUUUGUAUACCUGCCACACCAAAGCAGACGCAAGAUGUUAAAAAUAUUAAAAUAUUAUGCUAAUAAAGCGGAAAAUUAUGAUAACAUUUAGCAGAUUGUUCAGUAUCAAUAGAAGGGAAAAUUAAGUUGAUUUUUCAGACUGAAGAUUGAGAUGCUGCCUGAUUUUUUCAGAAUUUUUACUGUUAAGAAUUUGGAUUUCCAAUGGUUGGAGUUUUUAAAUCAGACAUUAAUUUGAAAUCUUAUAGUCCUUCAUAUACAUUUUCCUUUCAAUAUUGUUAAAUGUGCUGUAAUCGCAAAAUCUGAGUGUAAAAGAAACCAAUAAAGUGUUAUGAUUUA
Molecule: messenger RNA, 2611 nt
Organism: Mobula hypostoma (lesser devil ray)
Lineage: Eukaryota; Metazoa; Chordata; Chondrichthyes; Myliobatiformes; Myliobatidae
Product: interferon-induced protein with tetratricopeptide repeats 5-like
Exons: 2
Coding region: 182-1639 (485 amino acids)
Biological process (GO): defense response to virus
Cellular component (GO): cytosol
Molecular function (GO): protein binding
Source: RefSeq, a predicted model, not a curated record